ACUGCCUUCUACUGGCUGGCUAUGCUGGUAUCCAUGGUGGCAAGAGUCUGCUCACCAUGCAGCAGUAGCCUAAUUUCUCAGACGAAGAACGAGAUGCUAAACGUUAGUGGAUGAGUUCUCCAACGUCUACAUUCGCUGAGGAUGACGAUACAGCUGCAUACAUUGAAGAUUGCCAGCUGCUUCUAUUUGAGGUUUCAAUUUCUGCGGAGGAUAAUUCAAGAUAUGGUGAGGCUGUCGUGUACGCCCAUUAUGCUUCACACUUACUGCAUGCCAUAGUGAAGUUCCAUUCUUCAGUAAUAAUAUCCUCGCAGAACAUAUGCAAAUUUUUCGGGUUUAAUAGUGAUGGGAUCUUUUCCAGAUUUAAACGGAGUUUUUCAAGGCGAUGAAGGUUACAGAGUCCUUGUUGUAAAGGUAGCUACAGCCAUUGACAUAAGUAAAAUAUAUAUUAGAAACCAUAUGGCUUAUCACGAAAUCUCAGCGUUUCUC
Molecule: messenger RNA, 486 nt
Organism: Guyanagaster necrorhizus
Lineage: Eukaryota; Fungi; Basidiomycota; Agaricomycetes; Agaricales; Physalacriaceae
Exons: 1
Coding region: 111-386 (91 amino acids)
Source: RefSeq, a predicted model, not a curated record